ACUGACCCUUAUACAGCGCGGACCUGGACAUGCAAGGUAGUUCGCCUCCCUGCUGGCAGAAAGUCCCGAGGUCUCCAUCCACUGGCCCUGGUAACCCUGCGAAGCACUCGGCCAGCUCCGGGAAAAGUCCCGACUGCCCGACUUCAAGCUCCGAAUUCCCCAAGCACAACCAGCAAUUGCCGCUCUGGGGGCCAUUUCUGCCCGAGGCGGAGAGACGUGGUAAGCUCUUCGCCGGAGUGAAAAGCAGAGAGCUGCAGCUGGGCCACGAUACCAACCCAGGGCCGUCAUGAAGAGUUUGUGCCCUCCCGCCGAGCACCACAACAUGGCGACAGCGACUCUCCCAGCGCUUCCAUUAUCGCGGCAGGCCAUCGUGCAGUCGGCCAACCCCGGGUCCUUUGAGCUGUGCACCACUCUACCCAUGCCGGACGUCUCGCCCGACCAUGUCCUCAUCAAGGUGACCGCAGUGGCGGUGAACCACUGCGACUACAAAAUGCCGGCGCGCGUCCCUUGUCCCGGCACAGCCAACGGCUGCGACUUUGCCGGCACCGUCGUGCGCCUCGGCGAGUCCGUAGCUCGCACGCCGAGGGGGCUGCGGAUCGGCGACCGCGUUGCCGGGGCCCAGAUGGGAAACCAGCGCCGCCGGCCCGGGUCGGGUGCCUUUACCGAUUACAUUGCUGAGAAGCCCGAGAAUAUGUGGCGCGUGCCCGAGCACCUCUCCUUGGAAGAGGCGGCUUCAAUAGGCUGUGCCGUGACCAGCAGCGUGGGGAUGGCGCUCUGGUGGGUGAUGAAGCUGCCCGGGACGCCCGAGAAGCCCACCGCGGACCCCAAGUUCUUUCUUGUCUAUGGGGGCUCUACUGCCAGCGGUACCCUUGCCAUCCAAUUACUGAAGCUGUCGGGCUACCGAGUCGUCACGACCUGCUCCCCAAAGAACUUCAAGCUUGUCGAAGAGUACGGUGCCGAGAAGGCCUUUGAUUAUCGCUCGCCGACGUGUGGGGAGGACAUACGGGCAUACACCAAGAACACGCUGGAAAACGCGCUGGACAUCAUCACGGAAGCGCGAACCAUCCGCCACUGCUACGCAGCCAUCGGGCGUGGUGGCGGCAGAUACGUUGGCUUCGAGCUCCUACCCGAGGACCUGAUGGCCACGAUGCGGAAGGCUGUCAAGGCUGAGUGGGUCAUGGGGCUCGAGGUGACCGGGGUGGAGUUGGAACUACCGGGAGGGUAUUAUCGCAAGGAAAACCCCGAGCUGCACGCCUGGCUUCAUGGGUGGAUCAGACGCUUCUCCGCCUUGUACGAGACGGGAAGAUUAAAACCACAUCCCAUACAGGUGAAUCGGGGCGGACUGGCAAAGGUGAUUGAUGGCAUCGGGGCUUUGUCGCGCAAGGAGGUCUCGGCCCAGAAGCUGGUGUAUCCCCUGUACGACUAGGUAGGUCAUCUCUAAUCGAGUUUGGGGCAAGUUCAAACACCAGCGAUGGUCAAGUCAAGGUGCGCUGAGGAAGGCAACUUGAAGCCCAGUGAGAGAUAGCAUAAUUAAAAGCCU
Molecule: messenger RNA, 1540 nt
Organism: Hyaloscypha bicolor E
Lineage: Eukaryota; Fungi; Ascomycota; Leotiomycetes; Helotiales; Hyaloscyphaceae
Product: GroES-like protein
Exons: 2
Coding region: 287-1426 (379 amino acids)
Molecular function (GO): oxidoreductase activity, acting on NAD(P)H
Source: RefSeq, a predicted model, not a curated record